Messenger RNA from Gigantopelta aegis, 2057 nucleotides. RefSeq names its product sodium-dependent proline transporter-like. The transcript has 15 exons. Lineage: Eukaryota; Metazoa; Mollusca; Gastropoda; Neomphalida; Peltospiridae. The coding region runs from base 1 to 1947 and encodes 648 amino acids. The record is from RefSeq and is a predicted model, not a curated record. Gene Ontology annotation, cellular component: membrane. Gene Ontology annotation, biological process: sodium ion transmembrane transport.
AUGACGUCAGAUACGGAUGUUAAAAACGUGGAACGUGGGAACUGGUCUGGAAAACUGGAUUUCUUCAUGUCGUGUGUGGGAUACGCUGUUGGACUUGGAAACGUCUGGAGGUUUCCAUAUCUUUGCUUCAGGAACGGCGGAGGCGCCUUCAUUAUUCCGUACGUUGUGAUGCUCAUCCUAGCCGGACUGCCAUUGUUCUUCUUCGAGCUGUCACUGGGUCAGUUCGCCUCUCUCGGACCCAUAUCCAUAUGGAGAGUCAAUCCAUUGUUUAAAGGUGUUGGUUUCGCGUCUGUGCUGAUCUCCGGCAUGGUGGCCAUCUACUACCAGGUGAUCAUCUGCUACGCCAUGUUCUACACGGUCGUGUCGCUCACCAGCCUGGACGGAGGUCUGCCCUGGAUGGACUGCCACAACCCCUGGAACACGCCGGCGUGCGCGCGGGAGGCCAAACACGAUUUCAGGAACUUGACGGACGUGCAGAAACUAAACGUUACUCUCAAUCACAUGGAUCACACGUGCAUCAACAAAAGCCUGAUCUCACUAAACAUAUCUCACGGAAAUCUCACUUAUGACCUGCUAAAAAGCAAUCUCACAUCAUGCAACGACACGGCGAGCUGGCGACUGGUUUCCCCCAGUGAAGAAUAUUGGACGAGAUUUGUUCUUCGUCUGCAAGAAGCAGACGAUUUCCGUCACGUAGGAGACAUCAGUUUGAAACUGGCGUUCGUUUUGGGAAUUUCCUGGAUAAUAUUGUUUUUCUGUCUCAAGAAUGGGGUGAAGACUUCAGGAAAGGUUGUGUAUUUUAUGGCAACGUUCCCGUAUUUAAUUCUGAUAUCUCUUCUGGCACGAGGACUCACCCUCGACGGCUAUAUGGCCGGGGUCAAGUUCUACAUCAUCCCGAAAUGGGAUCGACUGCUGGACGUUGCCGUUUGGAGGGAUGCAUCCACCCAAAUACUGUACUCUCUGGGACCAGGCUUUGGAAGUCUUCUGAUGAUGGCCAGUUACAACCCGUUUAAACAUAACUGUCACAGAGACGCCAUCUUGGUGUCACUGAUUAACUGCGGAACUAGUGUGUUUGCGGGCUUUGUCAUCUUCUCCGUCCUUGGUUACCUCGCCCACAUCACCAAUCAACACAUAGAGGACGUCGCAGUUGACGGUCCUGGACUGGUGUUCAUGGUUUACCCAGAAGCCAUUGCGCGUAUGCCGGUGGCUCCACUUUGGGCGUUUCUCUUCUUUUUUAUGCUGGUGUGUCUGGGCUUGGAUUCACAGUUCGCCAUGGUGGAGUCUAUCAUCAGUGCUAUCAUAGACGAAUUCCCCACCACUCUGCGUACGAAGCGCUCACAAUACACAUUCACAAUACACAUCCUGGGCUUCGCCUUGGGACUGGCUAUGGUCACCAAGGGCGGAAUCUGGGUGUUGACUCUGAUGGAGGGGUAUUCUGCAAGCUACUCGUUGAUGUUUGUCUGUUUCUGUGAGCUCAUCGCUGUCUCGUGGAUAUAUGGAUUACGACGGUUUUGUGACGAUAUAGAGAUGAUGCUGGGGUUUCAACCCAGUAUUUACUGGAAAGCCAUGUGGCUGGUGAUUUCUCCACUCUUUAUUCUUGCCAUGGUUAUUCUGUCCCUAGUCCAAUACAAACCAGCAUACUACGGUGACUACGAGUUUGAGAGCUGGGCACAGAAAGUUGGAUGGGGAAUGGUGGCACUUCCGGUAGCAGCCAUCUUACUUGGAUUGCCAAUACAGACUAUCAGAUAUGGGUCUGUAAUAAAAGCUGCCAAAGCAGUGCCAAAAUGGGGUCCCGCGUCUACUGAACACAGAACAAAUAAAUACGCAGUAUUAAAUGAAGGAUUUGAAUAUGACAACAUCACUAUGACAACACAGACGCUGAAUAAUGGAUAUUUCACAAAAGACGGAGCUACAUAUUAUAUCGGCAAUGAGUCAGUCACGAAGUUCUAAAGAUAUUUGUGUUUUCUGACAGACGUUUUUGUGACAAAAACUAUCAACACGUUAAUAGCAAACUAUGAUAUUGGAAAGACAUAAACACAUUGCGUUAUUUCCGUUAUUAC